Microplitis demolitor is the source of this 1346-nucleotide messenger RNA. Its product is annotated as sugar transporter SWEET1. Gene Ontology annotation, biological process: carbohydrate transport. Lineage: Eukaryota; Metazoa; Arthropoda; Insecta; Hymenoptera; Braconidae. Gene Ontology annotation, molecular function: sugar transmembrane transporter activity. Gene Ontology annotation, cellular component: membrane. The transcript has 6 exons. Bases 149 to 811 code for a protein of 220 amino acids. The record is from RefSeq and is a predicted model, not a curated record.
GUCAUGCUGGAUAUGACGGCCAAUACAAAACAGGUCUGCUGCUCCCGCAUUCACUUGAAAGACGUCGACGAGUCUACACUUGCUGCUUAUCAAUAAUUUUAAUUCAAAUAAUUAUUAUUCAGUCAAGUGAUCUGCAAACAUCAACAAAAUGGGCUUGGAAGAUUACAAAGAACUGGUGGCGAAUGUUGCUUCUGUUUGCACCAUGGGACACAUGCUCUCUGGAACACUUGUGUGCAAAGACAUCUACAAAAAAGGAUCAUCUGAGGGAUUCGAUGCCAAACCUUUCGUCGGUGGUAUUGGAAUAGGAAUGCUCAUGUUUCAAUACGCAUUCAUAUUAAAUGAUCCGGCAAUGAUCAAGGUCAAUAUGUUUGGGUUGACUACAAGUAUCCUCUACGUAACUGUCUUUUAUCUUUAUUCUCCAAACAAGACCGCGAUGAUGAAAUUAAUAGCCAAGACAUUGGGAUUAGCGUCAAUAUUCUUAGCCUACGCUAAAUUUGAAAACCCAGAGUACAUUGAGUUUAGAUACGGUCUGUUGACGACAGUAUUAUUGCUGAUGCUCAUUGGAACUCCGCUUAUGAAUCUCGGUCAAGUCAUAAAGACCAAGAGCACUGAAAUUCUUCCAUUCCCGCUAAUAGCCAUGGGGACUGUCGUAUCUUUCCUAUGGUUACUUUAUGGCAUCAUAAUUGAUAACGGUUUUAUUGUCUUCCAAAACGUCGUCGGGUUGUUUUUAUACAUCGUCCAAUUAUCUUUGUUUGCUAUCUAUCCAUCAAAGCCCAAGGAAGUAACUUCUAGCCAUUCCAAAAAGGAAUAGAAUUAUAAAUUUUAAAUACUUCUUUUCAAAGACAUAUUUUUAAAACUAAACUAGGUCAAUUUGUACGUCUGCUACACGAGCUGGCCUCGGUUCAAGUUAACUAAUAAUUUUUUAAAAUCUUGUAAUGCAAUAAUGCACGAAGCUAUUUUUUAUAAAACAAUUUAUCAGAUGUUAUGUUAAUCAAGUAUAUUUUUAACACAAUACUAAAAAUUUAUCAGAUAUUUUUUAUAGAAAUAAUUGUAAACAUUUAAAAAGAUCAUAGAUUAUAUUAAUCGAUUAUAUUUUUAACUGGUCUAUAUAAUUAUAAUCAAUGUAAACUAAUUUGUUAAUUUGUAAUUAGAUAAAUUUUAUUUUAUUAAAUCAAAUAUUUUAAUGUUGUGAUAGUGAAUUUAAAUUAACCGCUUAAAUUUUACUUUAUCUUUUUCAACAAUUUAUUUUUUAUAAAUAAAUUUUUUUACUUGCAACAGUCGGUAACAACGUUCUCACAUCAUCCUCUGUACUUUUAAAAAUAACAUGAUACAGUUUGUGGAAUUUA